AUGAAAGCUACCGACGUCAAUGACAACACCACAAAAGAGGGCCGUGAUUUGAGCACCGUCGAAUCGCAAGCGAACGGGCAGCUCUUUGAAGACGUCUUCAGCAACGAAAAUGGCGAGGUUGACUUUCGAGGUGUAUCAUGGCAGGCUGCGGCUGUUCUUGUCGCGAAAUUUCAGAUCGGCCUCGGAGCUCUCAGCCUCCCACAGACCUUCCACGUUCUCGGAUUCUUUCCCGGCAUUCUUUGUUUCGUUCUCUUAUCCAUAAUUUCAACCAUCGCCGGCUACCUGUGCGGCAAUGCAAGGCAGUACUACCCACACAUGCACAGCAUAGCGGAUGCCAGCGAUCUCCUCUUCGGAACAUGGGCUCGAGAAGCAGUAGGACUCAUCUACUACCUCUACCUCGCCAUGACUGCUGGAGCAGGUUUGCUCACUACGUCGGUGGCUUUCAACGCCCUCUCCGACCAUGGAGCCUGUACGACUGUCUUUGUUGGUGUUACCUCCGUCGCCGGCUUUCUGAUCGGCACUGGAUUCCGAGGUCUUCAGAAAGUCGCCUGGAUCAGCUGGGUGGGAGUUGCAGUCAUCUUCAUCGCCAUCUGGACAACGGCCAUAGCCUGUCUUACUCAGAGUCGUCCAGCUGCCGGCCCAGCAAGCGGCCCCAUUGAUCUUGACGUCCGCGCGUUUCCGAAGACCACCUUUCCUGAAGCGAUGAUGGCAAUCUCCAACCAGCUGUUUGCGGUGGGCGCCUCAGCAACGUUCUUCUCCAUUUCGGCCGAGAUGAAGCAUCCAGAGCAGUUCACGCGAGCACUCAUCUGCGGCCAAGCCUUCAUCGUGGCGACAUGCAUUGCAAUCGCAACCAUUGUCUAUGCCAAGGUUGGACAGUAUCUCGCGAGCCCGGCGUUGGGAUCAGCUGGUCCCCUCAUCAAAAAGGUGUCCUACGGCAUCGCGCUUCCGGGUUUGCUUGUGACUGCGGUUUUAUACAGUCAUAUUGCGGCCAAGUAUUGCUUCGUCAGGUGCUUGCGUGGUACAAGACACCUGCAGGCCAACACUAUCACGCACUGGGCUGUAUGGGUAGGAUCAAUGGUGGUGACCGUGAUAUUUGGGUUUGUCAUUGUCGGGGUAGUCCCUUUCUUCAGCGAUUUCUUGAGUCUGGUGGGGGCGCUGUUCAACCCGAUCUUUACAAAUGUUGUUCCCGGUUUCAUGCUAUUAUUCUACGUCGCACGAAAGCUGGUCAAGGUGACAGAAAACAUAACUAUAUUGAGACGCGAGCAAAUUGCAGCGUCUCAGAAGCAGCACUGGAUUUUGGAGGCCAUGGCUGCAUGCAAAAAGAGGCAAUGGAAAGAUACUGUGAUGGUAGUUGUGGGAAUUUUCAUGAUUCUCUCCGGGGCUUUCAUCAUUGUUGCAGGUACUUACUCGACAAUCCUUAGCAUCAAGAAGUCAUACGACGACGGUCUUAUCGGAGGUGUUUUCUCCUGCGGAGAUAACUCGAUCUGA
Molecule: messenger RNA, 1488 nt
Organism: Colletotrichum karsti
Lineage: Eukaryota; Fungi; Ascomycota; Sordariomycetes; Glomerellales; Glomerellaceae
Product: amino acid transporter
Exons: 1
Coding region: 1-1488 (495 amino acids)
Biological process (GO): amino acid transmembrane transport
Cellular component (GO): vacuolar membrane
Molecular function (GO): amino acid transmembrane transporter activity
Source: RefSeq, a predicted model, not a curated record